This is a messenger RNA of Laetiporus sulphureus 93-53, 677 nucleotides long. RefSeq lists its product as uncharacterized. The coding region runs from base 191 to 424 and encodes 77 amino acids. The transcript has 3 exons. NCBI's taxonomy places the organism in Eukaryota, Fungi, Basidiomycota, Agaricomycetes, Polyporales, Laetiporaceae. The record is from RefSeq and is a predicted model, not a curated record.
CCCCUCUCCUCCCUCUCCCGUCCAAAGCGCCGUCGUUCCGUGGAGGAAUCCAUAUUAUCCCAUAUCCACCGUCCCGUCCACAAUCCAGCUGUCCUCAGACAGCCCCGCCUCGUCGCCGGCAUCAUAAAGGCAUUCGUAACUCGAGUUCCUAACAUCUCACUACCCCUCCCAACUCUCAUCCUUCAUCACCAUGGCCAACGCGACGUCUUUCCUCAUCUGCCGUUGGGGCAACUGCGGCGCUCCCCUCGCCGAAUGCACAGCAAGCGCAGUGGAAAAGCACCUUAAGGAACGCCAUUUGAGCCCAUGGGACGCGAGGAACCGCACCCGCUGCCAAUGGAACGUAGGAGGAUGCGGCUGUGCAAUGACCGAUUUGGAAUACGCCCGCUUAGGCCAACACAUCUCCAGGACACACUUGAACCACUGAAGCUGCCGGUAGGGUGUCAAAGAGUUUUUUUUCUUCCUUCGAUGUUCUUGCUGCAUGACACUGUUUGCCCUCGAUACCCACAUGCGAUGGACAGUUACGACCUUGGAUUUUGUUAUGACACGUCCGUUGUGUGCUUGCUGUAUACAACCUUACGACAUUUACCGCUACGCAUGCUUGUUUUAUGUUAUUUGUCCAGAAGUUCCCUCUGAGGGACGCCUUCGAUGUGACGAAGCGAUCGAUAGCAGGGCCCCAU